AUGUAUUUCGCCUCCGUGGUGCUCCGUGGAGGUGCCUCCGCCUCAUAUGCCUCCCGCUGCUUCGCCACCCACUCCUUUAACGCGUCCCCUGGCUAUGCGGCAGCGGUGGCCGCUGAAAGCGGGCUAUACGGCUCCGAGGUCCUGAAGACGGCUAGGGGUUUCCGCAGGUUCGUCGAUGAGGCCAUCGAGAGGUACCGGAAUGACAACCCUACCUGUGAAUAAUGGGCACUGGAUGCCUCCACUAAGCUCACAUGUCGUUGCCGAUUGCCCUCUGUUUGCUACGGGUGCCGGGUUCAAGAACCGAGGAGCUGGUCUCACGUAUAUCUCAGCUUCCUGCCUCUGCGGAUAUCAUAGGCGCCAUGGACGAGAUAUCCGACACUGUGAGCGUCGUCUUUCUUUUUGCUAUUCUACGUGUUUUACAUACAUUUAAACCACUAUAAAGCAAUGCAAACUCAAUUAUCCGUCCAUCAGGUCUGCUCUGUCGUUGAUUCUGCCGAACUCUGCAGAAAUACUCAUCCUGACAGGUGACUACCUUUUGUUACCGAUUUAGCCAUCCUCAUGAAUUAUUUUCUUCAUAAUUUUGUUUGAUAAAUUUCCAUGGCUAUUUUCUAUUUCUGCUCGUUAUUUGGAAUUAUAUACCUUACUACCGGUUUCCAUUCAGGGAGUAUGUGGAGGAGGCUAACCAGGCAUCGAUGAGAAUGUACGAUUAUAUACAUGUGAGUUGCCGUCAUCUUGUUUUAAUUUUGGAAUAUCUAAUUGAUACUUUUUCUUUCUUUUUUCUGUACUGUAACGUGUUGUUAAACAAAGGGUUUCAGUGAGAAGAUUCUCAACAAUUUUGGACCUCGGAUAUACAUAAUUUUGAGAAAAAUACGUCUACAUUGACUUGGUUUGUUUCUGUAAAGUCAGGAGAACUUGAUGUGGAUUGCCAUUCGAUAUAGGUCGAAAGGAACUUUGCUAUUCCAGAGAGAGAAUAUUUUUAAUAAUGGAGGAAUAGUGGAUUCAUGUAAAGGAAAAAGGAAUUCCAAAUAUGUAUGAUUAACGUCAAACUCGCCAUAUUUGUAUAAGCUUUGGCUGAAGUAGUCCUGACGAUUUCCAACAACUAGUUGAUCUAUGUGACCUGUCUGAACAAACUGAUUUCAGUGUCUCAUGUAGCAAGGCAGUAUACUUGGAGGCUUGUAUUACUCUAAGCUAACCACGUUUUGGGUCAGGUUAUGUUAAAUAAAUUAUGAUUUGGAGUCUCAUCCUAACUGGAUUUGAUCUACCUACUGGAUACCUACAGGAUAUAGACUGAAUCAAGCUCAGGUAUUGGCCAUGUCUGACCAAAGAUGUAUGCAUGAGCUUUGCAUCAAGCAUAUAACCCCUUUAUUAAGUCCACUCUUGACCCAAUGUGAUCUAAUUCCACUCAUUUUGUCAAAGUACACAUUUUAAACCAUCAUUGUGCUGAUAGAUUUAUUGAAAAUAUUUACAAGGAUAGUUUUUAAAUUAUCUAGGGAUGAAAGUUGCGUAACAUUUGAUUUUUGCAGUUCCCUAGGUCAAGUCAACUUUGGCUCUCGAGGGGGGCUCAUGGUGCACUGAUGUUUUGUUUUCCUUGGGCAUGCAUGCAUGUAUAAACAUGUACAGUGUGUUACCUGGUAGGGGUUUCCACUCAAAAUAUAGGACACCAGAAAAAAUCAUCCCUCACUUUGAUGAACACAAUGUGUAUAUGAUUAUUUCUAGCUGUUUGUGAUCUUGCCAUUGCAAUCUGUCUGUUGCAUGAAAUCACAAAUGAAAUGACAUUUUCCAUGUAAGUCAAAUGCAUAUUUUAUAGAAGAGUUGUGGAGACUACACUAGGCAUAAAGUUCAUAUUACUUACCGAAUAACCAUGAAUAAAUAGCAGACCUUAGAAAUAGGCCUCAGUCUGAAUAAUCAUUGUUAUAUUUAAUUUAUGUAGAUAUCUAGCCUAUAUAUUUCAGUAGUCUUUAAAUGCAUUGUGCUGUGUUUGAGAUAUAUCCUUUCACACCGUUUCAGAGUUAUUAUGUUUUUUCUGCUAACAUAGGAAUUCUUCUUGGUUUAUUAAUUUUGACUUUCUCACAUUGUGCUGUGUUUGAGAUAUAAUAAUAUCGAUGUAUCACUCAUGAAUAUGAUACGACCCCGGACUUCCAUUGCAGAAAAAAAGUAGAGGAUUGGCUGAACAGAAGCACCGGAAUAGGAAGUUGAUAGAGAAUGAUAAAGAGGGUUCCUCUGGAACCCCAGCUGUUGGAGACUGUUUGAGAGGGCCACCACUCUCCCCUUAACACCAAAAAGCUCGAUACCCCUUUCCCUCUGUCAAGAACCCUAUUUCUGACCUAAGUCCCCUUGGACAUUUGUUGAAAAAGGCCCUAAUCUGAUGACUUUGACUCUUCUCCCCUUCUAUCCUGCAUAAAUUGUGUUCGGAUCGUAUCAUAAUACCUUUAAUAUUCUUAGGUAUAGACAGUUAGUAUUCUUACUUUUUCUUGAAUUUUUUAGAUACUGCUUUAAAUGAACAGCAUUUUGCUCAGCAUUGUCUUUGAAUUUUCUAAUAUGUCUUCUGUCUAGUAAAUGAAGUGAUCUUUCUAGACUUUACUUAUCCACAUCAUUUCUUUUUCGGAAUUUGAUGUCAUUUCUGACUCUCAAUGCUUUUCACCAAGAACUGGCAUUGUGAGAUAAGUGCAGCGUCUUAUAUGAACGUACCAUUGAAUUAGGUCGUUGUUCACAUGCUUCUGCAUAGGACCAUUGCAGUUUGUUGUCACUUGGUGCUUUAUAUCAGUCUUCAGGCCAUGUCGAUUCAGAUUUCUCAAAUGUGCUGCACACUAUCUCAUUUGGAGGAUGGAUUAACAUGCAAAUUAUGUUUUUACACCAUCAAAAAAUGAACCAUUACGUAACUAAUAUAAGGUCAAAUAUUUGAUCCGCAACCAUGUGUCCAAGAGCCAUCAUGCCACAUGAUGAUAUCAUAUUUUUAACUUCAUUUUUACUAUUUAAAAUAUGAUAUCACAUUUUUAUCAACAAUAAUGAAGGUUUUAGCUGUGAUAUAGAAAUGCUUUACAGAAGGUGAAAUCAUAUUGGUUCCCAAAUUUCACUUUCACCAACGAAACCUAAGACAUCCAAGAAGCCUAGAUUGAGUGAUUUUUAGAGAUUUUGUCUUCUAACAAAGGAAAGACACAUCCAGUGACACUUUUGUUUAGUUGCCAUGGACAAUUGUUGGCAUUUUAGUAUGAAUGAGCUUUAUGAAUAAAUCAAUACACUUUUAUGCAGAAUGUAGAAAUGAAAAUCCAUAAUAUACCUUCCAAACUUUAAUGCCACUUCUUUCGCCAUGCCCUUUUUUACAGUGUUUGAACACCAACCAUACUUUGUACAAAGCGGUGAUGAGUGCUGAACAAGAGGCUGUCUUUCCCACAAGAGAAGCUGAAAGGAUGGCACACUCCUUGCGUGUUGAUUUUGAGAGGGGAGGCAUCCAUCUUUGUGCACGUAUAUCUCGUUCUCAUGACCUUGAUGUUUAGGUGAUUUGUGUUUUCUCUUCUAACUGCGUUGUGGUAUCUGCAGACAAGCUGGAACGUGUUAAUCAGUUAAACAGUGAAAUUUCUCUUCUUGGUAGAGAGUAUGUCCCUAUAAUUGAUUUUUUCUUUUUACGUUUCAUUUAAUUUUUUAUACAAUUUACUGCCUCAAUUAACUGAGGGGACUCACUUCUCAUAAAGUUAUUUCAGUGGAAACAUUUAUAGUUGGUGGUUUCAUUCAGCAUCUUGCUUUAUGGUUUUCUAACUGCAUUUAUGGCCUCCUCAUCAUUCCAGGAAACCAAACAUUAUAGCAUCAGACUGAUUCCUUGCAACCAAAUUAUCUAGUGGUGAUGGUCAAGCUUUGUAAUUUAAUGAUUUCAUCUUCAUGUGACGUUUUACUAUUUUUGAGAUCUACUUUCAUGAGGUUAACAAACAAAAAAUUGGCGAGGAGAUUUGGAAUGACGUUUAUGAGGUUAAAAUUGUUGUUUGUAGUCUCUGAAAAUGGCUGUAGAAACUUUUUUCCCCUACUUGUGAAAGGAUGGGGAAUGAGAUCUUUAUGUCUAUCAAUAACUGCAUGCACUGUGCGGUGAAUGUGAAGAAGUAGGCCGUUGUCUUGCAAUAAAUUGUUAAAGAAGUAUUUGCAGUGAAUCCCCUGUUCAGUAGUCAGAUGGGGGGCACCCAGCUCAUUUUAUAAAUUCGCAAAUUAGAUCAUUUCUCUUUAUUUGAAUAAAAAAUUCUACGUCUUGGAACCAAACAAGUUUUGCAGCAGCUUUGUGAUAAUGGAACCAACCCGCAAGAAGCAUUUAUGCUAGAAAAACCAAUGCACUGAUCGCAGUACAAUGGAGUUGUAAUUCACUAUUUAUUUCAGAUGCUCGCCAAAGCUGAAAAAAGCAAGGGAUUAUUCGUAUUCCUCAGAAACCCACACCAACAUCACCAUUUAAUAUUUCUUGACCCACUAUUGGCCAAGCCACCUGGGGACUGGGUGCAGUGUGAGUAGGAUCACUUGACUAUGCUUAAUAAUUAGAAAAAUGAGCGCCAUGGAAGUACAUGCCACUCACGUGGUCAGUACUUGACCAGUGAUGCAUGGAAAAUCGUCGGGAUAGCUCAGUUGGUAGGGCAGAGGACUGAAAAUCCUCAUGUCGCCAGUUCAAAUCUGGUUCCUGACACGUAAUUAAUAAUUGGAAGAAUACUCAUACAAAUUCAUCGUGGAACGGAAUUGACCACUCAGUAGAGUCCUGGAAACACUGGUUUAUUCCAUAUUUUUUUACCAUCCCAUUUAAUCAAUGUUUUUGUUGACUUGUACAGUUUGCACAUUUUUGCUCUGCCCAAGAAUUAUUCAGUGCAACAUCUGCACAGUUUGUUACAAAAGUGGCAAACUACUCCAUUUUAGCCCCCUCUUUUUUUUUCCAAUUUUUCCAUGGUCUGAACUAGUUCAGGACAAGGAAGCUUAUUGCACGCAAGGAAUAUCCUAUUAUUAUGAUAUUGAAUAAAAGAUAUUCAAGUACUUUGUUUUUGAUGUAGGAUUGUGAUACAUUGGCCAAGCUCAUGACAUUUCUUACAUUUUUCCAGUUCUAUGUCUUAUCCUUAAGUUGAUAGGUUGAUAAUCCCAGGCCUUUUUUGUGGAAGGAAAGAAAGUAGUUAAUGCAGAAGUUGGUAAAAUGGUUGCACACUGUUUUUUGAUUGUGGCUUUAGAAACCUUGAUAAAUCUUAUACAAAAUGAAUUGAGAAAUACGAAGAAAAUGUCAUUGUGAAUUUCACAGUUCCAUCUUGUUUGCUUUACACGUCAUUAAUCAUUAACUGGCUGACAGAUUUUAUAUUACACAAUGGUACACAGUAUACAAUAAUGUGACUGCGGAUUUCGAUGAAAUAUGAUUGUAUUCCAUAAUUUUGCUUCUUUGCCUUCUGAAUUAUUUAAUGCGGUGCUAAUGAUGUUGACUACUAUUUGGUAUUUCCCCUGGUUAAAUGGUGAUUCUCAAUUUUUUUUUCGCUUACAAUAAAAUAAUUCUAGGUAAGAAUGCUUUAGUAUCAUGUAAGUAUGAGGUCUUACAAGUUGGUUUGUGGGUUUAUAUCUCAGGCCUAUUAUUAACAAAUGAAUUGUGAAAAGUUUUGUCAAUCAAUUUAAAUAAUGAGAAUUUAAUUUUCUUGCACUAUAAUUUUUGGAAUGUGGUGAAUCGAAUUUGCCCACUUAAAACUUUACUCAUUAUGCUUUUUCGUUUUCAGGUUUAAUGAAAAUAUCAUCAUUGACCCAGGUUCCAUUGAAGUAUUUCCUGCUUCACGUAUCCCUAAACAUAUGCACCAUCUCCUAAAGCCCAUUUAUCAUCGAGACAAGCAAAAAGAAAAGGGUUUUCACAUAAUAACUGACCCUGUUACUCUAUCUUCCCUAUUGAAAUGGGUUCCAGAUUCUGAGGUAGUUUUUCUUAUUAUAACCUUUUCCUUGGUGGAUUAUUACAUAAUCCAAAUAUUUCUCAUAUUUCUGACGAAAGUAAAAGGUUUAGAAACCAAUCCUUGCAUUCCUGUCACAGUCACUGUUACAUGGACUACUGCAUGACAAUCAGUGAUAAAAGAGUUUUCUUAAUGAUCACCCCAUUGAUUUUCUUCACUCUUUAUAAUAUGUGUGCAUUGGAUGCAAGAGUUGCUUCUUUCAUUGAUCACUUCCUCGUUCUUUCUUUAGUAUGGCUUUGUAACCAAACAUAAGUACAUUAUUUUUGUUGCACAUUUUUAAGAUGCAUAUUUCAACUUUUGUGGCACAAGUUCCUCUUUCUAAACUGUCAUCAUGUAGCAUACAGUUGCCCUAUAGAGACGGUGGAUGAUAAUAUUGUUUCAAUGAUACUCUGAAAUAUUUAUGGGCCGCACAGAACAAUAUGGUAACCCAGAUUUGAAUAAAAUUUAUGAGACAUCCAGACAUAACCUUGUGUAAUUAUCUUUUUCGUAUAGCUACCUUUCAAAGAGGUGUUUCUCGUGUGCUAUAGAUUUUUUUGGUGAAUACUGUUCGAUAACACCUUCUAUGAAUGAUUACUGUCGCAUUCAUAUUCACCAAUUUUUUAUUGUUGUCAAGACCACUCAAUAUCUUUCAGAGCUGAGAAAGGUUCUGGGCCACUUCAGCAUGAUGCCUUCAGUAAAUUUUCCCUUUGGAAUAGUUCUAGUCAAUUGUACAACUCCUUACUCCCAAAACAAAUGAACAGUAAUUCUAGGUCUCGGUUUUUGAAAGCACUAGUGGCCUACCCCAUGUACUAUUUGUCCAAAUGUCCUUGAAGGAGCUGAUUGUUCGCUAUCUUAUUAAAAUCAGAUGUGAAACUGGUUCUAUGAUGGGAUUGUCAGGGCAAGGGAUUUCGUGGCCUUAUCCAUGGUGCUUUGCCACCUGAGUGAUAUUAGGAUGCAUCAUUGAGUCAAUAGACUGGUGCGUGGAUUUGAUUCAUGUAGCUGUGCUAAUUGGUAGUGAUUUGAUCUGGCCUGAAAGUGGAUCGACGAGGGCCGUUUGAUAUCUGAUAAUAAUGUGAUUCAACUCAAAAUUCAAUCUACUCAUGUGCAUAUGAAUGCAUAAAUAUCAGUUUUUCCGUUGGAAUGGAAUUGACUUGGUUAAUUCCGACAUCACUCCUGCCAAGACUACAAGUAGGUUAUAAUUUGGAUGAUUUUUUGUUUAGUUCGAAACACCUCUUAUGUCAUCCACUUUAAAAAAACCAUUUUAAAGUGGGAGUAUUUGGAACUCUUUGUUGAAUACUUAAGCGACCUCCUUGGCUGAGAAUGGCUCUUACUAGUGACUCAAUCUCAUUUUUCUGGUAGUGGGAGUAUUUGUAAGGCCUCAAAUUUAUAGGCUUUGCUCUUGGUAACAAGUGAAUGGCAUGGUCAAAAGGCAUUCGAGUGGCAACCCUAUCAUCAUUUCAAAAACCUGGGGAAAUUCCUACUUCAAGCAGAUUAUUAGAUCAUUUGGUGCUCUAGUGUCACUAUUUGAGCAAAUAUGGUGCAAUUUGACCAUGUAUUUAUUACUACCUUUAAGUUCCUUCUCUGCUCUUCUCAGUGAAGCAUUGACUUUUGUGAUACUAGAAUCCCUCUUGAAAAUGUGAAUUGUAUCUUUCAUCAUGAAUUUCAUUAUAAACUUUUCAUAACUUGAGGGAAUCCAUCCCAAGGUUCUUAACCAUUGAAUGCCUAGAAUAAAAUCAGUGCUGCUCAAUUCUAGAGGUAAGAAAUCUUGUACUAGUAAAACGCCUUGCGAAUGUAGAGGAACAACUUUGUAAAUUUUUGCUCUGGUCAUUAUGUGGUCAUUGCCCAUGACAAUGUUGUAUCCAUAUGACUCUUCCAUCUAUAAAGAUAAGUUGUCAAUAACCUUGGUGCACAGAAAAUUGUGAGUUGCUGCACUGUCAAUAAGUACAGACACUUCGACAUCAUGUUUUUUGCCCCAUAAUUUUAAGACUCCUUGCUGAGUAAUUCUCAUGACUAAAUUUAAGGGUACAUGUUUAGUGAACACACUCUCAUCAAUGUUGGUUAUAACUUGAUCAGACGAUUCCCAAACUUCAUCAGUGUUGUCAUCGUUCAGUCCUUUUUCGUCUUCAUCCACAAUAACAAUGUUUAACUCUUUCCUACAACAAUGUCUUGGAGUAAAUUUUUCAUUGCAAUAAUAACAUAAUCUUUUAUCUUCUCUUUUGAAACUCCUGGUCUGUCAAUUUGAGUAUCUUGCGGUUGCUCACAGGAGGCUUUGAUGUAAAGGAGUUUCCCUUUGAAUUACCUUCAGCUGAACUCUAAUAGUCCUUCCUGAAAUUACCUUGGUACUUGCAUUUUGGAAUUCUCUUUUGCAAUAAUAAAUGACGAACCUAGUUUGGUUCAUUCUUUGGAGCCAUUUGAUUUUUGGUGAACUCAUUUCUGCUUCUUCUAAUUUCUUAGAGGUGAAUCUUGGCUUGGAUUGAUAAAUCCAUAGUUUCUCUGAGCCCAAAGUGCUUCUGCAUUGUCAAUUCAGAUUUGAUAUCUGGUUUUAAACCCCUCACAUAUGCAUCUUCUAUCACCUCAAUGUGUACAUGAGAUAGAAAAGCUGCAAUUCGUUCAAAUUUAGCCCUGUACUCCCUCACUAAAUUAGUUUAUUGUCACUAAAUUCCCUAUUUUAGAUGUCUUAAAUCAUUUUUCUAAUUGACUCUUGAAGUCGUGUCAAUCACGAAAUAGGAAUCUAUCCUCCAUCCAAAGAUACCGUUCUCGGGCUUCUCUCUCCAUACUCAACAUAACUUGCUUGAGUCCAUCACAUUCUGGCAUUGGAUUUAGGCGGAAGUAUCUUUAUGCACGCCUGAUCCAUCCCUCUAGGCCGUCCCCUUAGAAAACUAGUAGCUCUAUCUUCUAAGUUACCUGCACCUGGUCAUCAUGAGAGGCUGGAUCCGAAUGAGUGGUGCCAUGAUACUAUUGUCUCGGUUCUUCUCUUGGAUCUUUAUUGGGAUACAAACUAGAGUGGAGAUCUUUUAUGGAUAGUUUCUAGAGAAUCUGGUUGAGAAUUUCUUUCUAUUCAUUCGUGGAUUGUUCUUGUUUGGCAUAUCUUUGCUUCAAUUAUGCGAUCUCAUCUACUAGCAAAGCCAUCUACUAUGCCUUGGACCUGGUGAGCAUCUGCUGGCUAAGAUUGGUUCCAGCCUGACUGGUUGGUCGUUCUUUUUGUAACAGUUCUUUUCUUGAAAUUCGUUGCAAUCAGAAUUUAGGAUGAAUAUCUGCUUUCAACCUUGGUAAUCCGAUCCCUGCUAGGGUUGCGGUAACAGAAUCUUGCUUCCGUAAUCCCGUGUGACAGUUGCUCCAAACUCUAGCAAAGCAGACAUAAUAACCUGGCUCUGAUACCAAUAUUACGAACAUCAGAAGAGUUAACAGCUCAUAGAUGAAUCAAAAGGAAUAGGAGAAAGAUCAUGAAGAAGAUUCAAGGACAAUAACAAGUAUUCUUGAGGUCGAAUUGAUCCGCAGAACAUAUGCAUCCAAAUUAGAAUUCGUUAGGGGGAGAAUCUCCCAUUUACCUUCUAGGUUUUUCCUCCCCUCCCAUUAUUUAGGUCCUCCUCUAUGUAUACCAGCUCUGGUACAUUAUUCUUUAGUGGUCCCCAUCAAUGUGGGGGUCCAGGUCAUCUUUUGAAGAUGACGGUUGGCUUUGUAACAGGUUUCCAGAGGAAACCCUAGAACAGUUGGGAUGAAUUUGAAAGCGCCCCACUCUCAUGCUGACUUCUUCCAAAGUGCCCCCACUGUGGGGUCCCCCUUAUUCCUUAUUCCAAAAGCACCCCACCACAGGCCCACUUGCCCUCAGUCCUCCCUUACGUCAUUCUUCCUUUUAUGGUGCCAAGUAUUCCAAAAUGGGUUUGGGUCGUGGGUCUUUGCUCAGAUCCACUAAGUGACCCAAAUAGAGAACUAGGGAGGGACUGAACAUUAUUUUUCUUGCUUUAGAUGACAUUUAUUUGCAUUAUAUUUUCAUGGAAUGCAAAGUUUAAAUGACCAUUUUGGUUGUUUAUUGCAGGUUAGGAAAAGAGCAUAUGUCACUGGAAAUUCUUCCCCACGUGCCAAUCUUGAUGUUGUUCAUAGGCUUAUUGCUGCUCGCCAUGAGCUUUCUCAGGUUUCUUUUCAUUUUUCCUCCCUUUGCAAAAUCAUGUUAUACUUCAUGGAUUACAUGGCUCAAAUCGACAUUCUCAUCUUGUGACAUGACGUUUGUGCCAAUGAUUCCUUGGUACUUGCAGUCAUGGUUGAUGGAAGUUGGAUUUUAGUUAACUGGUAUUCAUUUUUAUCCAUGGAUACUAAUUCUGGAGCCCAUGGGUAUCAAGCUGUGGAUUACCAAGUUUGAGAAAACCAUUUCUGCACAAGUUUCUGGAAAGAAUGGGCCCUGGCACUUGUUAAAAUCGCAAAUUUGGUAACCAUACAUUCUGAAACUAUUAUAUGUAAAGCCCAAGAUUUUGAGGUGGCCAAAGGCUGAUGUAAGGGGUUGCAGAGUGAAAUGGGCUCCAGGAAGGUCACUUCCAGGAGAUAUGUGUACCUUCAUGACAAGGAGACUGUUUGGGAGGUGACUGUCCACGUGCAACUAUGGCCUUUGAUAGAUGUAUGCCAGUUGAAUAUGCGUAGCUUUAAUGAAUAUGCUUUAUUGUAUGCUUCAUAUGCCACAUAAUAUUCAUUAGGUUUUUAGGACGGUGUAUUUUAUUAAAUGCAAGUUUACAGCACCUAAUUGCCAUAUGUGCAUUCUCUUGUGCAAUAGGAACAGUCAUCUAUACCCUUUUCUCCCAGAUGCCAUUUACUGUUUCUUAUCUGACAUCAUUACUUCGAACAGAGAUCCGUGUAUUAUAUAGAGCCUUUGUCUGUACAUUCUAUGAUUGAAGUGUUUUAAAGACUACCUGCUUUAGGCAGGAAAGACAAAACUUUUUGUGCUUAUUUAUAGAAAGUUUCCAACUCAAUUUCACUCGUUCUUGGGCAAAAAUAUAUAGCUUUGUCUCUGAAAGCACUCUCCACUAUUUUAUAUUGUUCCCAGAUCGUACCAUCUGCCACAAUAUCCAGAGGUUCUUUUUGCAACAUAUGCUGGCAGAGGAAUUAUUUUGUUAAACUAAUCUUAAAGGGUUACUUUGACAUUAUUGAGUGUGGCUUCUAAUAAAUGUCUUUUCUAUGCCUCUGAAACUGUAGCAACCAGGUGGCUUUGAUGUGUUUCAUUGUUCACUCAUUGAGAUUUUACAGAAUUCAGAAUGGCAUAUCUUUGAUUGUCAAGAGGUAGCAUCAUGUGUGAAACAAGCACUGGUUGAAGAUACCUCUCUGUGACAUUUAUUUGAUAGACCAAUGGGUUAUGUGUAUCUUGGCGUGUUCAGUAGUGUUCACUGUAGUGCUGUUAAAAUGAUCCAAGCAUGUGUCAUAAAUUUUUUUAAUGGAAGGAAGUUGAGAACAUUCCUCAAGGAAUCCUGGGUCAUAGGUGGGAGGACAUAAUGUGAUGCAUGAAUACUGAAUGUUGCAUCUGAGGCAACUGCAAGCUUGGCCAUUUUUUGGCCGUGCAGUUGAUUAAUGAUGAAUAACCAACGUCAAUGGUUGUAAGCUGGAUGAUUGAUGAGAAUGUCGAUUUUCUAAUUCAAACUUUUGCGAUGGUCAUAAGUGGGUUUGAUAGCAGAUGUUCAUGUUGAUUUCCUAAUGCCAACACUGAGUGGAAAGACGCAAAAAGCAAAUCUUUAGCAAUUGUAACAUGAUAAGAUUGUAUAUUUGUUGAACUCAUCAAUGGGCCAGACGGUGGUGAGUUUGGGUGAUAGUCAUACAUUAGUGACAGAGGUGUUAUUUGUUUACCUCGGAUGACAAUAAUUUUGGCUUCCCGCUGUAAAGGGUAUAAUGUACUAGGUGAAGAUAAACUUUGUAGUAUUAAAGUUCUUUACUGGACACUUAUUUAGGGGCAGGAGACUUGUGAAGUAGGCUUGUCCAGUUAAAGUCGAAUCAUUAAUCUCUCUUAUGUUUUUGCCUAGAUCGAAGUGCAGAUAGAUUGAAGUAUGAAAGCUCUUUUCAGAGAUACAUGUGCAGCACCCUUCCGGGUUUUUCUUGUUUGGUUCAGGCAAAUGUCAUUUAUCUUUACCAUGUUGCUGACUAUAUCAUAUUGCCGGGUCAGCAGUCAGACUCCAAACUAACAUGAAGACCUGCCGCUAUCAAUAUAGGUAACUAGCUGUUGUCCAUUAUGUGGCUGCAAUGUCGACCUGACAGUUUGUGAAUGAUGUUUUCUGAAAUUUGUAGUGGGAAGGUUAGUGCGAUGGUGGAGAUCCUAACUAUACUACACACCAAACUUGAGUAAAGCUUUUCUGCAGAGUUAGGAGAGAUUCUGUUUGAUAUGGAACAGAUUGCUUGAUUGAGUGAUGGUGGAAGCCAAGACAAAUAACUGUAUAGUCUAUGGGUACUUUCUUCCAUGACUGUUUAUGUUGAAAACUCAGAUUCUGAAAAAUCUACAACCUCAGAUGUUCAGAAGCAUUCAUUUUCAUUGGAGCAAUAUUCAUUAAUAUCAUGAUCCUCUCAUAAAUAAUUGUGCAGUUUUUGGUAAUAAUUUGAAGCUUUCUUAUUUUCGGCACCAUUUCGAUCCAAAAAUGGAUUUGCCAGGCGUUCAAUAUCCACCAUCCCGAGGUUGUGAUACAAUCCUUCUUGGAAGGAUUGGAUCUGAGUGAAUCCGGAGAGAAACAAAAUUGAUUCUCAAAAUCGGGACAAUGUUGUAAGAUAGAAUGUCAGGAUGACAGUUCUAUCAGAAUACAAGAAAUGGAAGAGAGAAAGAAGAGUAAAAGGGGUGGGGAAUGAAUUUGAGAGGAUUCCCCUACCUCUUUUGGCUUUGACUGUUCUCCUCCUUUUUCCCCCCCCCUUCCCCCCCCGAAGUUUAUUUAUAGUCCUCACAUGUGCAUUGCAUGGGGUUGUUACAUUACUCCCCCCCUCUAGAUUCACUUUCUUCUCUAGGUGAAAUUAUGGAACUUAGUGAACAAUAUUACGAGCGAGCUCCCUUGAAGCCUCAUGAUCUGGUAGAUUGGCCCAUUGCACUAGAACCUCUAGACCUACUGGUGUCUUCUGCACUCCUUUGAUUGUUUGAGGUUGGACAUGCCAUUCUAUAUCUUUGGUGAGAGUGAAUGUGGAAGUGGCUGAGGCGAAUUGUUGGUUGAUAAGGCCUGCUGAAGUUGAGAUAUAUUAGAUACUUGGUGAAUUGAUGAAAAAGAUGGAAGAUCAAGCUUGCAUGUUGUUUGGCCCACUCAAGAGAGGAUUUUAUAUGGCCCAAAAAAUCUUCAAGAAAGCUUAUCAGUUCCCUUGCAUGCUAGAAAUUUCAUUUUGUAAGGACGAAGUCAUAGAUAGACACUAUCAUUUACUUGAAACUCCAUUGGGUGACGAUGAUGGUCCGCCUUUCAUUUCAUUUGAGAUUAGAAGUUCUGCAAAUGUUGUUACAGCAGGCUAAGUAUUUGAUCACAUUCUAGCAAUUGUUGGUCUAUGGCUAAAAUUAGAGAGGGGAAAGGCCCAUAGUUGAUGAUGGCAGGUGGAUCACGCCCAUAAACUACUUUGAAUGGGGUGUUCUUGAUAGAAGAGUGGUAAGUUGUACUGUAGGACAAUUCCACCCAAUGUAGCCAAGAUUGUCACUCCUUGGUCAAUCUGACACAAAAGAUAGGAUUCUAAAGAUCUGUUCACCACCUCAGUCUGUUUGUCUGACUGAUGGUGAUAGGAUGGUGGCAAUACACCUCAUGUCAGAUAAGGAUAGCUCAUGCCAGACAAGGAUAGCUCACGCCAAACAAGGGUAGCUCACGCCAGACAAGGAUAGCUCACACUAGACAAGGAUAACCCAUGUCAGACAAGGUAAGCUGAGUUCCUUGCAAAUUGCAUAUCUCAUGCCAGUAAACACUUUCUCAUGGUCAGAAACAAUAGAUUUAGGUAAGCCAUGUAAGUGAACAACAUCUUUUACAAAAGCUCGUGCCACUUGUGGUGCAGAAAAUAGGUAUUUUAAAGGAAUAAAAUAGUUGUACUAACUAAGACAAUCAACCAUGUCCAAUAUAGUAUUAAAGCCAUUAGAUCUUGACCAACCUUUUAUAAAGUCCAUAAAAAGGUCUUCCCAUGCCUAAUGUGGAAUGGGUAGUGAUUUUAAAAGGCUUGCGCGAGACAAGGAUAAGAUCUUGUUCCUAUAGCAUUUCCACAUACUCUUUGAUAGUUCUUUUCAUGCCUUUCCAAAACACUUGCUAUGAUAAUCUUUUAUAUGUGCAUAGGAACCCCUAUGGUCUCCUACUGGCGAAUCAUGAUCUUCUCAUAAUAGGAGUGUUAUUACAGUUGAUUCAGAUGAUAACACCAGCUGAUUCUUGUAAAGUAGCAUCCCAUGAUGCAAGGAGAAAUGAGGAUGAGCAUUUGAGCCAGUAGUCAAUUCAUCCAUAACAGCUUGUAGCUUGGAAUCUUGUGAAACUUCUUUCUGAACGAUAACAAGGUCCAACAAUUGGAGUUAGAAAACUAAAGUCGCCCCUAGCUCCCCAUCUGUGGUGCUCGGGACAAGGCAUCAGCAGCAGUAUUAAGGCAUCCUUUAUAUCUGAUAACAAAAUUGAACCCCAAUAAUUUGAUGAGUCAUUUGUGAUAUUGUUGGUGGACAUACCACUGUUCAAGAAGAUAUUUCAGACUAUACUGAUCAGUUUUAAUGAUUAUGGGCUGAUGAAUUAAGUAGUCCUAUCAUUUUUGUACUGCUUUAACAAUGACAAUGAGCUCCCAAUUGUAAGCUGACUUGAACUGAUGCCUCUAGGGGAGGACUUGGUUGUGGAAAGCCACUGGUCUUCCAGAUUGCAUAAGAACCUCCCCUCCUACAGACACACACACUAUGUUUUGAGGCAUCUAUUUUAAGAACAAAUGGUAAUGAAAAGUUAGGCAAAUCUAAGGCUGGUGUAGUUGUCAUUGCCUCUUUGAAUUGGAUGAACACCUCUUGAGAAGCUGUACUUUAAACAUAAGAGUUUUUCUUCAGUAGGCGAGUGAGGGGCCAUGCAAUGGAAGCAUAGUUAGCUACAAACUCCCUGUAGUAACCUGUGAAACCAAGAAAACCUCUUAUCUCCCUAAUAUUCCUUGGAGGUUGUUAGUGGAGCAUAGCUGAAAUCUUGCCUUCAUCUACAACAAUCCCUUCCUUAGAAAUUCAAUGACUAAGAUAUCCAAUAGAGUGUUGGGCGAACUGACACUUUUUAAAAUUGAUACAGAGAUUGUUUGUAGAUAGAACAUAUGAGUCGAUUGAUGAAUUGCAUGGUAAGAGUAUUUUCUCUAAAAUAGAUUUGAAGUUAGCUUACUAUCAACUUCGUAUGAAAGCUACAGACGUUCCAAAGAUGACAUUUAAAACUCACAAUGGGCAUUAUGAAUUUAUUGUUAUGUCCUUUGGACUUUUAAAUGCACCAACGACUUUUUAGUUGCUUAUGCCUAAGCUGUUCCAACACUUUCUUAGGUAGUUUGUACUCAUAUUUUUUGAUGAUCUCCUUAUCUACAGUCGCAAUAGUCAAUCAUGAAGAACAUAGGAUAUCAAUUUAGAAUUAUUUUUUCUUAUUUAAGGCUUGAUAAUCCACACAAAACUUUCAACCACCGUCCUUUCUUUUACCAAUAAGAUUGAACUUGCAUAAGGACUCUAUAAGGGUUGAAUAAAACUUGUCGUCAAGAAUUCUUGGACCAACUUCUCAAUUUAUCUUUCUGAAAAUGAGAAUAGUGAUAUGGUCUUAGGUUUACCAGCCUACUACCUAGAACAAUCUUAAUUGACUGGUCCACUUUGCCCUUUGGCAAUAGUCCCAUUGUGGGUUGAGAAAAUAGAUGCAAAUAAUUGUUGGAAAUGAGAUUCAGUAGGGGAAAUAAUGGUUGUACUUUGCGUAACUCCAAGAGGAUUGAGGGCUGCUGCCUGAUGACCUUUUCUAAUAGUUUCAAUGAAACUUUUGAUUUAGAUAACUUUGGAUUUCUUUUGAGAACUCUGAACACCCUAUUUACUGUGAACUUCAUAGUUAAGUUUCCCCAAUUGACAUGAAUCUACCUUGUAGAACCACUUUUACUGAGUAUGGCAUUAGUACUUCCCAAUGUAAGUGGCAAGAAAUCUUGAGUGAUGACUGAACCUUUUGAACUUGUAGAGAGAUGUUCUUACAAACUGUGUUCCCUUAUAGGGCCUGGCCAUUUCUCAUGAGCUUUCAUAAUUCACUACUGAUUGGAGUAAUUGGAACCGUAAACAUAAUUAUGUGCAAAUGAAAUCAUGUGUUGCACCUGAAUCAAUUAGAAUUGUAAUAACAUGCCUUUUGUAAAAUUCCUUUCAUCUUCAUAGUUUCUGUUUGAGUGAGUCUCAUCACUAAAUUCACUGAUAUUUGUGUUGCAAAUAGCUUCUUCUUCUGUUGGCUGCUUCACAUCAUUCUUGGAAUCAUAUAGAAUAGUGUCAUUAGGUUCUUGGUCAUUUUCAUGAAUUCUUAGGAUCUAAAGUUGUUUCUUGCAUCAAUGUCUUAGACCAAAUUUUUCUUCACACGAUAACAGUUUCUUUUCACAAUGACUUUGAUAUUCUGCAUCAGUGAGAGUGAUCUGCUAGCGGUAUUGGUUGUCCUUCCCUUUCACUUGAAGCGGAGGAUUACACUUAGGCUUCCACCCCAAGAAAUAGGACACGUUCUAACUCUUUUCUUGUUCACAUAAGGUGCAAAUACAUUCCUCUGCCUCCACUGAUGCGUUCAUAAUUUCCAUCAGUCCUACUAGACUCAUGCGAGCAAAUUCUGUUUGAAUUUCUGGCUUUAGACCUUUGUUAAAUGUAUUCUCCAUUAUAAGAUCUUGGAGUUUUGUCAGGUAAGUAGGUAAACGUUCAUAUUCUGCUUGAUAUUCCUAAAUUGAGUGUUCCUGUUGGAUAUUUAGGAAUUUGUGAAAUGUGUUGCCUGCUGCAGAAGUACCAAAGUGUUUUCCCAAUUGAAACUUGAAAUGUUGUCGGUUUUGGAACAUAUACCUAUCAUCCUUUCAUAGGUACCACUCCAAUGCCAGGCCUUUGAGUUUCGUCAUAGCCAUUUCUAACUGAUCCCGCUCAUCUACCUUGUUUAACCUACAAAUUUUUCAGUACAUCUCAACCGACCUUCAGAAUUUUGCCAUGAAAUACUGGUAUCUCCCCUUUUGUGGUGAACUGAAUGAUGUUGUGACUUGUUGUAGGUUUGUUUUGAACAGAUUCUUGAGGGUGGAUGGUAGAUUGUUGUAGGAUGGCCGUUGUCUGUCUGUUCUUGACAGAAUGAUGAUGUCGGCUGUUGAUUAAGAGUCUCCUUCUUCUUUUGGGCAUCCAAUUGAGCGCAUACUGCCAGUUGGAAUUGUUGCAUGUUUUGUAAGAGAUGGUGCUUCAAAUCUAUGGAUUCUUUUUGUGAUUUUACAUAUCUUUGGCUUUCCUUCGUUGAUCUGCCCAUAGAUUCUCGUUGUCUGCUUCUAGGGCCUCAAAACAGAUGACUACUAUCUUUGGAGCCAUGCUGCUUGUGGUUGCAAGAUUGUCGGCUCUGAUACCAAUGAUACGAUCCUCCUUGGAUUGAUUGGAUCUGAGUAAAUCCGGAGAGAAACAAUUAUAUUGAUUCUCAAAAUCGGAACGAUGUUGUAGGAUAGAACAUCAAGAUGACAGUUCUAUCGAAAUACAAGAAAAAGAAGAGAGCAAGAAGAGUAAAAGGGGUGGGGAAUGAAUUCAAGAGGAUUCUCCUGUCUCUCCUGGUUCCGACUGUUCUCCCGCUCCUCUGCUGUGCGAGGAGGAUUCAAGAAGAGCGAGGUUUAUUUAUAGUCCUCACAUGUGCUGUGCACGUGUCCCCUUCUUACGCCUUCUAUAUGUCAGUAAUGGGGUCGUAACAGGUUGUUACUUGGACCAUUCUCUAAUUCUUUGAUUAGAGAGUCCUGUAUCUCUUGUGAUUUAUCUUUUUUAUAUUUCAAAUUGGAUUUUGAGGUCAUAAACUACGAAUUUUCUUUCCUGAGAAUGGAUGCAGGUUAUGGGCUGCAAGUCAUACAGUGAAUUCGCAACUCGAACAAACAUGGCAGCAAGUCCAGAUGUGGUGAUGUCUUUUCUUGUUGAAUUGAGCGGGAUUGUUAGGAAGAAGGCUGAUGAGGUAUAACAUCUUCGGAAAUGAUUACAUCUUUGUGCUUCUCUCCUAUUGAUGUCAAUAGUUGUUAUUCUCUUACAUAAGCAAUUCAAGACUAUCAGAAACUUUAAGAGACAGAAGACUGGUGAAGCUUUUGGAGAUCUAGAGCCAUGGGAUGAGUCCUACUACACAGGAAUACUAAAAUCAUCUGUGCAUGACCUUGACCAUUCAGUACGUUUUGUAACAUAUAUUUCAUUGUUGGAUCCUUCUAGAUAUCUAUUUCGAUUGCUACAACGGUUUCUCAUAAGUUUGGGUAUUUUAUUUUAUUACAUCAAUUCGCAGGUUGUAGCAUCAUACUUUCCUCUGUUACAAUGCCUCUAUGGUUUAAAGUCACUUGUUAAAUCAUUGUUUGGAGCCACAUUUCAUGAUGUUCCUCUGGAACCAAGUGAAUCAUGGCACCCAAGUGUGCUUAAAAUGUUACUACAUCAUCCCGAUGAGGUAAGCUCUAUUAGAGUCCAUGGAUUACUAAAAUUUUCAUUAGCAUCUCUUUGCGUUAUUCUAAUAAUAAUAACUGAGUUAUCGUUUUUUAGCUCUUAAGUGGACAUUUAAUUGUCCUCUUUGUCUUUCUUUUAUCACCGUGAUAGUCUCUGAUUGUUGAGAGAAAUAUGUUAAAAGAAUUUCCAAGCUCUUUAUGAAACGUGCAAGUGCUUUAAACAUUGCUGCUGAGUAGGUUUCUUGGCGAGAAUGUACUUGACCUCAAGUGAUGAUGUACUAAAACUUCAUGGUCUAUUUAUGAAUUCUUCAUAAUACAAGAAUUUCUAUGCUUAUAAGCAAUUAAUUAAUUUUUAAGCUUUUCACUCGAGAUUCAGAGCUUGUUUAUUCGUGAGAAUUAUGUAUUUGAUCCAAAUGAUGAAAGAUAAAGUUGGUCAUUUUACGAAUCAAUCUAGGUUCAAUAAAUUCGUUGUCUUAAAAAUUAAAUUUCCUUGUCUAUUUCAGGAAAAUGUUUAAAGUAAUCCUUGCAUUUUAUGUAUGUUUAGAUGAUAAUUACUAUUUUCUAUUUGCUUAAAUUUGUGCUUGUGAUUGAUGUACAUCAUUGUCAAUAUGUCAUGUUACACAAGGUUAACUGUCUCAUUGUGGUUGGUCUUUCUUGUACGAGCAGGUCUGUUUUGAAGAUUGUGACCCGAUCAACUAAUUGACAGUAAAACUCUUUUCAAUGGAAUUUUGUCUUUUGAAAACAGCAUUGCCCGUGUUUACAACUCAGAGAGUGGGAGUCCUCUCUGAAAUGAAAGCAUUUUCUUCCUCUUAAGGAAAAAAGUAUUUCCCAUUUGUCACCUGUGAAGAUACGUUACCAAGAAAAAAGUUAACAGAAAUCAACAUAGUUUCCAAGUCUCAUAUGAUACUGUCACCGUAGGCUGGUGUUCACUUACCCAACUAACAUUAUUUAUUAUUUUUCAGUUCGCCAAUAGUUUCCAAGUAAAACAUUUUUGUCUCGUGUUCCCUGUUUUUAACCAGUAUUCUUGUGUACACAUUUAUUGUUUCAUAUUAAUUGGCUAACUUGUUCCCAUACAAACAGGGAGAUUUGGGUUUUUUGUAUUUGGACCUCUACGCCAGGAAAGGCAAAUAUCCAGGCUGUGCUCAUUUUGCAAUUAAAGGGGGCCGCCGACUGUCUCCAAAAGAAUAUCAGUUACCCGUAUGUCAAUUUCCUAUACGUGGGAAAAAAUAUUAAACAUCUAUAUUUUGUUUUCUUUUAUCUGUUGUCCCGUGUUGUGCAAUGAAAUCACAUGUUUUUAGAGAAAAUCGUAUAAAUCCUUAUGCUUUUGCCCCCCGAAAGAGAAAUGUUGAAAUUCUUAAUAUUCUUGAUCGUUGAUGUAAGAACUUAAUACAUUCGAAAAGAAAAGCUGACAUCAUUAAUGCCCCUGAUCAUUGUCGUAAGAAUUCGGCGAAUCAUAUGUUCAUGCAUCCAAUUUAUAUGUUUUUCAUGUAAGCAGAUGCUUCUUGUUACACUUAAUCAGCAUCACAUCACAUAUGCCGUGUAACUUCUUUGUGGAGUGAUAACAGAAGAUGUAUCUGAGCACAGGAGAAACUGGUGCGAGGGUGGAAACUGUCUUUUCUCUGGGCUUUAUUCUGCAAUAAACGGUCUUUUAAAGAUGUUUUAUGCGGUCUUUAUUUUCAUCAGGCAUUUCUCACCUGUUGAAAUAAUAUUUGCACCUUCUAUUAUGCUUUGUAUUAGCACAUGGAUGAUUAUUGCGUAAAGGAUUUAAAUUACCAUCAAUAAUAAAAAAGGAAUCUUUUUAUUAGUUACUAUCAUGUGGCUCUGUGCCAUGCUUGUCUAGCAUGUUUCAAAUUUUUCUUUUUUUCAUUUUAUCUUUGACCAAACUUUUCAUGACAUCUAAAAUUACGUAGGUUGUUGCUCUUGUAUGUAAUUUCUCUGGUUCACCUGGAUCAUUAAAUUCAAGGCUUAAUCACGGAGAAGUGGAGACCCUUUUUCAUGAGUUUGGUCAUGCUCUUCAUUCUUUGCUCUCUAGAACGGUAUAAAUGUGACAACUCUGUCUUCGUUCUUUACUCCCUGCGUUACAAGCAUCUUUGUCAAUUACUCUACAUGGAUAUGGGUUCCUCAACCUUCUCGUUUUAAUUCUUACAGGACUAUCAGCAUUUUUCUGGUACAAGAGUCGUUUUUGACUUUGCUGAAGCACCUGCGAAUCUUUUUGAGUACGAACUGGGCUCUUUUUUCGUUGUUGUUAUUUAUGGCUUCUGGUAUAAAAAAAGUAAUACUGUAGUUAAAAUGAAAGUUCACCCAUGAAAUGUCGGGGAUUUAUCUUCGAUUUUCCGGAGACGAAAAAUCAAGCAAAUUUCAGACUCCAGGCAUUCAGAACCCAUUACACUAACUUGAGCAUGAUUGUAAAGUGCAGAGAAGUCAGACCCAUUAACUUUCUGCAAGUCUUGCUUCAGUGGUGACUCUCACUUUCUGCAUGUAUUUCAAGACCGUGUACGGCUUGAAGGUUAUUAUUGUAUACACUUUGAGAGAUGAGAACCGUGUAGCAGAAUUUUGUUGGCCUUUAGAACCAUUUCACCAAAUCCUUUGUCUCGUAUUUGUCAUCCAAAGGUGGUUGUGAGCCUCAUAAGAUCAUCCAUAACUUGGAUCAUGAUGGAAGUAUCAAUUGCGACGGUUUAGAUAGAUUAUGAGGCCGUCUUCCUUCCUAUUUUAAUGUUUUUUUUGAAGUAUGAAUGGCCUGAAGGUCUCUAGAACACAAAUAUUUUUGACAAUUUCCUUUUUCGUGGAAGACAUUCUGUCCUGGGAAUUAACUAUAUUGAGGCCACCGGAAAGUUUUCUAGGAAUGGCAUUUUUUUGAAAGCCAUUAAUAGCCCUUUAUUCGCAGGCCGCCCUUGGAACAUUUUAGUGGAAUAUGAGCCUAUCAGACGGCAGCAAUGCUGGGAAUCCAGUGAUACCCUGAAAAAUUCAAUUGUCAUCCCCCAACCACAUCAUGCUUUCUUUUGUGGUUUUAUAUAUAGACAUAAUCGACGUCCUGAUUUCAUUGAUCUUCUAGAUACUAUGCAUGGGACCAUCGAGUUCUAAAGACCUUCGCUAGGCACUACUCAACAGGCGAGGUGAUACCUGAAAGACUGGUGGAAGCCCUGAACGAUGCAAGGCGCAUGUUUGCUGCAACCGAACUCCAACGGCAGGUAUUUCCCUCUCAUCGUUCGGAUUUUCCUUUUCACCAAAUUUCGUGCGUCCUUAAAAACCUGCCGGUUUGGGAAAUUGGUUAGUGUAGAUAUUCUACGCUUUGAUCGACCAAACGCUGUUCGGAGAGCAGCAGCCGACUUCCACGAGAGACACUGCUUCUGUCAUCAAUGAUUUAAGAAGGCAGCAUACGAGUUGGAAUCAUGUGGAGAGUACACAUUGGCACGUCCGUUUUAGCCACCUCAUAAACUAUGGCGCCGGUGGGCAUCUCAAGAGAAGACCCUUCUAAUUUUUUUUUCUAAGUGUUCUCCAUUUUAGGCGGCCAUUUUGAUGCUUUCUCGGACUGGGCUUGGUGUACGCAGGGUACUACAGCUAUCUGUAUGCAAAGUGCUUCGCCUCCAGCAUUUGGAAGGAGGUUUGCUGUGAGGAUCCGCUCUCUCCAGCGGCGGGAUCUGUCAUUAGAGCCAAGUUUCUGAAGCACGGCGGAGCCAGAGACCCCUCGGAGUUGUUGAAGGACCUGGCGGGGGAGGGCGUCAUGAGACGCUGUGCAGGGGGCAUCAUCCCGGAUGUGAGUGACCUCUGUGAAGAGAUGAACUUGUGA
This is a messenger RNA of Spirodela intermedia, 22233 nucleotides long. The record is from the annotation of a GenBank genome assembly. Lineage: Eukaryota; Viridiplantae; Streptophyta; Magnoliopsida; Alismatales; Araceae.